ACUGCAGACUCAAACACAGAAGUAUUUGAUCUUCAUUGAUACUCUGUGUCAGUGCUCCUACCUGCCCCACCUUAUCGAUGGCUUCAUUGGCGUGCCCGUUUUACCAGUCCGCUAAACUGGACAAAGCCGUCUCUUCUCUGGAUUGGCUCCUGGGUAACUGGGAAUCAGUCGAGCCCGGAAAGGGUUCCUUCCCCAGCCUGAAGGACUUCCGCUACACGGAGGAUCUUCACUUCGCCCAAAUGGGACAGCCCAUCAUCAACUUUAUGUUCAAUGCCUCUGAUGCGGAGACGAAGCAGAUACUUCACAGGGAGUGUGGCUUCAUUCGAAUGCAGACGGGCACCAACCGAGUGGCGUUCAUCAUCGCACAGAACUCUGGACUGGUGGAGGUUGAGGAGGGGGAGCUGGUGGGAAAGAAGCUGAGCCUACAUACACAAGCUCUGGCCAGGCCAUCGUUUGCCAAGGAGCCCCACGUCAAGGAGGUCUCCAGAGUGUUCCAGCUCCACCCAGACGGGAAGCUGGAGCAGACGCUUUCCAUGUCGACGGAGAAGCAGCCAAUGACUCAGCAUCUGCAAGUCACCUACAGUCGCUUGCCUUGAAGCAGAUUAGUUUAAAUACGAAGACCACUUUCUGUGUUGAUGCUAAAAAAAUUACCUAGUCUGCAAUUUAUGUGUCCGGAAAUAAAAAAAAUCAUGCAACAAUA
Messenger RNA from Gadus chalcogrammus (walleye pollock), 700 nucleotides. RefSeq names its product peroxynitrite isomerase THAP4-like. The record is from RefSeq and is a predicted model, not a curated record. The transcript is spliced from 5 exons. NCBI's taxonomy places the organism in Eukaryota, Metazoa, Chordata, Actinopteri, Gadiformes, Gadidae. Bases 78 to 596 code for a protein of 172 amino acids.